Letharia columbiana is the source of this 1074-nucleotide messenger RNA. RefSeq lists its product as uncharacterized. Bases 1 to 1074 code for a protein of 357 amino acids. The transcript has a single exon. NCBI's taxonomy places the organism in Eukaryota, Fungi, Ascomycota, Lecanoromycetes, Lecanorales, Parmeliaceae. The record is from RefSeq and is a predicted model, not a curated record.
AUGAUCCGCAGGAAACCUGAGACACCCCCGUCGUCAUAUCUCUCCACACCCCCACCAGAAACGUCACCUCGUUGUUCUAUCGUCAUCUCAGACUGGGACGCCGACGACGAAGACGCCAUGUCUAUAGAAGACAUCAGAUCAUCUCGACCACCAAGUCUUGAAGCCAGCCUGCAAAAUGAAGGGCCCUAUCAUCCUCAAAGACCAACCCUCCCAGAUGUGCUCUCGAAUUCCGCUCCACCACCAUGGACGCUCAGCGCGUUCACCGCCUACCUCUCGCAAAAUCAUUGUCUGGAGAAUUUGGAGUUUACAAUGGAUGCCGAACGGUAUCGGAAAAGGUACGGUGCCUUGGCUGCACAGAUGGCUGGCAUGCCCAUGACACCUGAGGUGGAAGAAUGCCGGUACGUGAGGAUGCUAUGGCAGCGUUUGAUCAACGCCUACAUAAUGCCAGACUGCCCUCGGGAAAUCAACAUUCCUAGCAGCGUGCGCGAGAGAUUACUUCUACUCCCUAAUCAUUCAACGCCGCCGCAACCCGAAGAUCUGGAGGCUGCAGUCAAGAUCAUCUACAACCUCAUGGAAGAGUCAGUGUUGAUCUCUUUCCUGAACGAGGUCCCAUCAUCCAGAUCUCAACAACAGCAGCACCUCAGUCGGCAGAAGCCUGCCGAGGUCAAGCCUCGGAAACGAGGCGGCUCAGAUAGCUCAAACGAGAAGAGUUCAAUCAGGAGUAGAUCUCGAAAACGAACAUCUCCGACAUCCUCGCUCGAUGUCCCUUCGUCAGGGUCUAGAGAUGACCCAACUGGUCGUCUGACCCCCAUUCCUGGAUUCACGAGAGGUAGUCGUGCACCGAGUCACACAUCAAAUGGUAGCGGAGAUCCAGGGCUACUGGACGAUGAUUCUGCCAGUGUGUCAAGUCCGGGUAGAGAACCAAUGACACCACCAAACUCACCUCCUUCGAGCGAUUUCGGCGGACACAGUCCCAGAAAUCGCAACGAUAAUACUUGGAAGAAGAUGCUAGGAUGGAAGAAGAAGUCCAGCACCGGGAUGAGAGACGGUCGAUUUCCAACCCUUGAAGAUUGA